AGGUUAAGGUUUAUUGUGAUGACACUGCGUCGUAGAUGCCCGCAGUUGUUUACCGCGGUGUCUCGAUGAGGCUGACCAGGUGCGGACGUACAGUGACGAAGGGAGACUUCGAGCCGUUGUCGUCUUGUGACGGAAGAGACGAAUCAACGACGUGACGAGUGCAGAGAACGGUAUACAUACGUAUUGUAUAAUAUAAUAUAAACAAACAAACAAACAAAGGGAUAAAGAAACAGAGAGUGCGAGUUCGGGGAGGUCGGAUCGCGCGCGCGUGUGCAAUAGGAAACCCCUCGCGAAGGGUGAAGAAAGACGGUGGUUGUUGCGGAGGUGAUAGAAGACGAGGUGGACAGGGAAGAGGUGAAAAAGACGAAGAGGAGGAGAAGGAGGAGGAGGAGGAGGAGAAGGAAAAAGAAGCAGGACCAGCCGACAGGAGUGUACCAACCGGACUAAAUGUGCGUCAAUGGAAGGUAUAGGCAGCAGUGUUUCCGAUCGUCAGCACCAUAGCGAGCAAUUACUGGAAUCGGUCGAUUCUCCGUCGGCGGUAAUACCGUCUACGCAUGGCCGUCGCGACGGUGGGGGCUCGAAUGGUAACUGCGUGGGUGGGGGUAGACACCACGAGGGCAGUAGCCACGGUGGCGGGGGUGGUGGCUGCGUUGAAGGGAUGUCGUCUGCCUCGCAGAGUCCCGAUAUCGCGUGCGCGAGCCUACCGUUGGAACUGCUCGCCUCGGCCGGUGCACUCGGCGUCAAGGAAGAGAAGGAACGGGAACUCGGUGUCGCGGAGGACCUGUCCUCGUCACAGGAACCACCAGGAGGAGAAGGAGGAGGAGGAGGAGGCGGGGGCGGCGGUGGAGGCGGUGGAGGUGUUGGUUCCACUAGGGAGUCAUUAUCCGUCAUCGUGCCGCCGCAGGACGUCGACGUCGACUCUCGGGACGCCGACUCGGAACUCCUGAGUCCGGGUAAACUCUCGCCGACGUCGGGGAUAAGUGUGUCGGUGGCAAGCAUGAUCGACGCUACGGAUUUUCGCGCUAUGCAACCCGAGCCUACUUAUCAGACGCUUACUUCCGUCGCCGAGAGAAUGUCGCCGCCUGGUUUUAGUCCGGGUUCCUCCUACGCCACCCUGACACCGCUCCAACCGUUGCCACCGAUCUCUACUAUGAGUGACAAGUUUGUUUACGGUGUACAACACACCGGCAGCGGUGUUUCCGGUAGUUUCGCCGUCAUGCAGAACAACGGUCUUGGUAACAUCGGACUUGGUAUCGGGGGUUCGCCUUAUCCUUACGACAAGCUACCAUCCAUGGGUAUGUCACCUCCGCACAAUUAUCCAUCGCCUGGCGCGGGCCUUCAACCAAGUCCCUUGUCACCCCAGAGCGCCUACAGCCAGAGCGGUCUUAAUUCACCUCACAAGUCGGCCAGUCCGCACUACGAACCUGCCUUUUUACCGAGACUACAGCAAAGUCCGGCGGCACUUAGUCCACCCUCACCACCGACCUCCGCUGCGGCCAGUUUUGCACCAACGCAUCACUCGCCGCAGAGUUUAUCGGUACCGACUUCCUCGCCGCCGCCACCGAUGCAAACGCAAAUUCAACAGUCGGCUUUGCAGCAACAGCAACAGCAACAACAACAGCAGCAGCAACAGCAACAACAACAACAACAACAGCAGCAGCAGCAGCAGCAGCAACAGCAGCAAUCCCAGUUGAAUCAACACGCGCAGCAACACGCUCAGCAUACUUCGGUUGUUAUGAAGACCGUAUCUUCGGCUGGUAACGGGGCCGGUGAAGUUGAGGAAAUAAACACGAAGGAAUUGGCACAGAGAAUCAGUGCCGAACUCAAAAGAUACAGUAUCCCGCAGGCGAUAUUCGCCCAACGAGUGCUGUGCCGGAGUCAGGGUACCCUCAGUGACCUUCUUCGUAAUCCUAAACCUUGGUCGAAACUGAAAAGUGGUCGUGAGACCUUUCGACGGAUGUGGAAGUGGCUACAGGAACCGGAGUUUCAGCGGAUGUCUGCCCUCAGACUGGCAGCACUAAGCAACUGCUCUGAGAGUGGCGGUGACCCGGACGGCAUGCUGGACCCUCACCAUCCCGGAUCCGGAAUCGACACGCACCACCAACAGUUUCACAACUCGUAUGCUGCGCAAAUUCCACAUCGAGCAACAUGCAAGAGGAAAGAAGAGAUGGUGACCCAGGCCGAACACCAACAGCCCGCCCCCAAGAAACCACGACUGGUUUUCACAGACCUUCAGCGCCGUACUCUACAGGCUAUUUUUAAAGAAACGAAGAGGCCGUCGAAGGAGAUGCAAGUGACAAUCGCGCGUCAGCUCGGACUCGAACCAACGACAGUUGGCAACUUCUUUAUGAACGCGAGGCGGCGUUCGAUGGACAAAUGGAAAGACGAAGACCCGAAAGCCGUUGCUGUGGACGAGGGUCAAUUGUCACCGACGAUUGGCCUCGGAUCUCGGCAAGCAUCCGACGUUUUGUGACAUACGUCCGACCACGAGGAGUAUCACGACGAGUCCCCCGAAGAGGAUCUGCCCUUUUCAUAAAUCUUUUUAAAACACGCUGCACGGAGGCAGCCAGACAAACAAAUGCAUCCGCGAUACGGAAAGUGAGAGUCGUUGUUCGAUCAAAGCAGACAAACAAUCGAAAAUAGACGUACGGG
This is a messenger RNA of Diprion similis, 2652 nucleotides long. Its product is annotated as one cut domain family member 2-like. Gene Ontology annotation, molecular function: DNA-binding transcription factor activity, RNA polymerase II-specific; RNA polymerase II cis-regulatory region sequence-specific DNA binding. The transcript has 5 exons. Lineage: Eukaryota; Metazoa; Arthropoda; Insecta; Hymenoptera; Diprionidae. Gene Ontology annotation, cellular component: nucleus. The record is from RefSeq and is a predicted model, not a curated record. Gene Ontology annotation, biological process: regulation of transcription by RNA polymerase II. Bases 458 to 2473 code for a protein of 671 amino acids.